AUGGAGAAGAGUUACAGAAGUAGCAGGGGCAGCGCCAGUCCAAAUCGCUUGAGCCCAUCACCCAGGUCUACUAGCGGUACAUUUCAAUCAAGGGGAAGGCCCUCUUCUGCCCCUCAGUCUAGUCCAACCCCUAGUGUACGUGCUGCUACACCAACGCGAAGGCCAUCUCCUCCUCCAAAUAAACCUUCUACGCCUGCUCCUGGAUAUCUGACUCCAACUCCCCGGAGGGCGAGUACAGGCUCAAGCACGGCAGCUUCCACUGGGGUAAGGGGAAGUUCUCCUAUCCGUACAAGUCGUGGGAAUUCUGCUUCACCAAAAAUCAGUGCAUGGCGGUCAAACAUUCCUGGUUUCUCUUUAGAUGCACCACCCAAUCUUCGAACUUCUCUGACAGAUCGACCAGCAUCAUAUGUGAGGGGUUCCUCACCAGCAUCCAGAAAUGGUAAAGAUUCAGCUACAAAAUAUGGUAGGCAUUCUAUGUCUCCCACUGCUUCUCGAAGUGUCAGUUCAUCUCAGAGUCAUGAUCGAGAUCGAUUUAGCUCUCAAAGUAAAGGUUCUAUGGCAUCAUCUGGUGAUGAUGAAAUAGACUCGAUAAAUUCUGUUCGAGUACGUGGCUCAAAUUGCUCAGUCUCAAAAAGAGUUGGUGCUUUUCCUAAUAAUAGAGCUCCAGCAUUUUCUAAGAAAUCUUCUAGAUUGCUGACUCCAAGUUCUGCUCCAAAAAGAUCCUUUGACUCUAUUCUUCGCCAAACGGAUCAAAGGAAAAGUCCUCCGAAUAUGUUCAGGCCUCUCUUGUCUAGUGUUCCCAGUACCACCUUUUAUGUUGGAAAGGGUAGUUCUGCAAAUCGUUCUUUGAUCUCAAGGAAUUCUUCUGUCACAACCAGCAGUAAUGCAAGUUCUGAUCAAGGUACAAGUGCUGUACUAGAUACCGAAGGGAGUGAUCACCACCAGGAUGACUUGACAAGUGAAUUUGAGAUAAUACGAUAUUCUGAUGCUCAAGAAGUAUUUGCCUUUGACAAGGUAGAUGCAUUAAGUGAAGAAGCUGGGCAUGAUAGAGAUGAUAGGUCACCUAAUAUUCAGCUUGAUGACUUUCAUCAAGAUGCUGGUAACUCUCAGGAGUUCUCUGCUCAAGGUGCUAAUGCAGAAAUUUGUUCAACAUCUACUGUUUUAUGUUCCAGAGGUGAUUCUAGAGAAGGUAUUAAUGAUGCAAACAUGGAAAUUUGUUCUAAAUGUCAAGGCAGAUUUUGCAUAACUGAACCACCAGAAGUAGAUAGUUAUCUUUGUCCAGCUUGCAAGAGGGAACAUGAUCUUAUGGCUGACACUGUUUCUGACACAAUAAUAGCAGUUGAGGACUCCUCAAUGCUGUCUGUGAAAACUUAUGAAGAAAAUAAAUUAUUUGAUGAAAUGGAGCCUGCAAUGCCUGAGACUGAGUCACUGCCGCAAGGUACUGAAUUGGUUGAGCCAGUGGCUUCUCAGCCUGAAGAGAAUGUUAAGCAAGGGCAUACUUCCUUUUCAGAGAAAAAUCAGAAUUACUUGCAAGAAAAUUAUAUUGCUAGGUCUUUGGCAGAAGAUAUUGAAGAGAGGCUCAACUAUCAGGAAGGGACUGAGCAACCUACUGUUUGUCAUAGCUUACCUGUCAGGGACAUUGAAGGUCAGCGACUACAGCUGUCUAAUGAGCAUGUGGAUUUAAAAUUUGAUUCUUCAGAAGGUGCGGGCAUAUCCGUGUUGCUAAAGAGGUCGAGCAGUAGCAAGGGACAUGUUGUUCAGGGCAGGACAUUCACUGCCACCACUAGACCUUAUGAUGAUGCCUCUUAUGCAAGAGACAGUUCGAGCAGUUUGCGGAGCUCCACUGGGUAUGGCAGUGUUUCUGCAUCUUCAUCGAUUGAUUUCUCAGCUAGACAGACAGAGAGCCGUGUACAACGGCAGUUAAGUGGAAAGAAAUUUGAAAUAGAGAAUUGUAGAUAUGAAAUGAACUUAAAACCUCAAAGUAUUUUAUCAUCAGGCUCUGGAGUUUCACCUAAUGCCCUUCAAGCUUUGGGUCUUGUAACAGGCACAGCUGACCAGAAUGUAGAGGUUUCUGCUGGUAAUAUCAAAUGCAAUGAAGUGGAGGAAAUGCAUCUAGGUUCAGAAGUGAAAGUGCCGGCUUUGGAAAAUAAGACAGCUGCUGUGGCUCUUGAGGCAGACAUUUCUGACUGUGAUGAGAGUACAAAGUCAAUUGAUCCUUCCACCUCUGAAUUGUCAAGCCAUAUGGUUAGCAAUCGAUCAGAGGACAAUUCAGCUGCAUCAUUCCUGAACUAUGAAAGUUAUGUUUCUUAUGAAAAUUUAGAAGACUUCCCAAACCCUGCAAGCUCUGCUUUGGGGGCAACAACUAUCACUGCAGAGUCUUCUCGUGAAGAACAUGCCAUGCCCAACUCUAGUCUUGACGGAGUUGAAGUCAGGGAGGUCUCUGGUAUCAGCUCUUUGGCUAUGAUAUCAGAAAUAGAAACAGAGAACUGCUAUCUGGAGAAUCCUGGUUCAUUGAGGGGUGAUGAAUCUCUGGAGUUGAAUAACAAUAUUAAUGAAGUUGAGGAGCCUUCAGUUCCAACCACCGACGGCAAGGACAUGGCUACUUCUGUUCAGGAUCUCAAUGCUGCAGAUAAUCCUCAUGAUAUUUUAGAUGAAUCGAGAGUAUUAGUAGAAUGUCGUGGAGGAAGCAAAGGAAGGAGCCUGACCCUUGAAGAAGCAACAGAUACAAUACUUUUCUGCAGCUCUAUCGUUCAUGAUCUAGCCUAUAAGGCGGCAAGCAUAGCAAUCGAGAAAGAAACUGAAGUGCCACUGGAAGGUUCGUGGCCAACUGUCACUAUAUUAGGUAAAUCUAAUACCGACAGAACGGACCAACCUGGUAGAACUGCAGCUAAACGCUCGUCAAAAUCACUCAAGUCCAGGCCCAGGCGUGUAGAAACAGAUGCAGAGCCACCUCCUAGCAAGACUGAGAAUGAUGAAAAUAUUGAUGCAUCGGCAGUACGAAACGUCGGACUUCCUAAUAAGCCGGACAGUACAAAACCUCAAAAACUGGAAUCGAAGUGCAAUUGCACAAUAAUGUGAAAUUCAUUCAUUUUGUUUCGGUGUCAGUAUGUGACCCUGGUAUUUUUAUGUUAAUGAUUUUCUUGUUUGAAGGGCUGUUUGGAUUAUUGGCAAUUGGUAAUUUUUUUUUUUGUCGAUUCCAAUUAUUUUUAAGAAACACCACCUUGGGCUGGUGUUAUAAUUGUAAAGUUUUUUUUUUAACUUAAUUAUUUUUCUUUUUAUUCUUACCAUCAGAUUAAUAUUAGUCAAGAGGCAUUGGAGGAUUGUGUUUACUCCAUAAAGCCUCCUCCAUUCUUGUUAAUUG
Molecule: messenger RNA, 3361 nt
Organism: Carica papaya (papaya)
Lineage: Eukaryota; Viridiplantae; Streptophyta; Magnoliopsida; Brassicales; Caricaceae
Source: RefSeq, a predicted model, not a curated record